UUUUUUUGCUGCCAAUCUAUUCAGUGAUAAAAUGUUCUCCUUUGAAAGGACCAAGUAUACGUGUCAACUAAUUGAACAACACCGAUUUGUACCUUUCUCAAUAUGGCUACAGUUCUUGCGAAAGGCACAAAUAUGCACUUGGAAGAAUACGUUCGCUGUGAAUGCCUUAAAGACACGCUUGACAGAAAUUAUAUCUAACUCUAUCACUAACAUUCUCUCAAAGGUAAACAUUUUUCUUGCCGAACCAUUUUAUGUCGACAUCGACAGCGAAUCAAUUUCCCCGUUAAUCACCGUUAUGCUUCAAGCAUUACAUUCAAUACCGGAUUCGGGAACAAUAUCAUCACAAACAGAAAGGGGUCCCACAUUUGAACAAGCAUUGUCCAAUGCCAAAGAGAAAUUUUAUUCUGCUCACAACGUUCUGAUAACGGAUUCUGGCAUCAUAGACUUCGCUAAAUUGGCGUCUAAAGGAAUUUACUGUAAGAAUACCUUUGAAGAAUUACAAAAAAACGGAAUUAAAAACUUGGCGUCAUCAAGUAUGAAUGAUAACAAAAUGUAAUUGGUAUUAAACAAGAAACAUUGUCACGGUUUUAAAUAAACUAUUUUCCUCUAGGUA
Messenger RNA from Phyllotreta striolata, 613 nucleotides. NCBI's taxonomy places the organism in Eukaryota, Metazoa, Arthropoda, Insecta, Coleoptera, Chrysomelidae. The record is from the annotation of a GenBank genome assembly.